This is a messenger RNA of Chanos chanos (milkfish), 369 nucleotides long. RefSeq names its product C-type lectin domain family 4 member E-like. Lineage: Eukaryota; Metazoa; Chordata; Actinopteri; Gonorynchiformes; Chanidae. The transcript is spliced from 3 exons. The record is from RefSeq and is a predicted model, not a curated record. Bases 1 to 369 code for a protein of 122 amino acids.
AUGGAUGAAUGGAUGGAAUCUGGUACCAGUUUAUAUUACUUGUCUGCCACAGAGAAGACCUGGAGUGAGAGCAGACAGGACUGCAGAGAAAAGGGAGCAGACCUGGUCAUUAUAAACACCAAAGAGGAACAGGAAUUUCUUACAAGUCUGAAGGCCAAUGUGUGGAUUGGUCUGACUGACAGUGUAACAGAAGGAAACUGGAACUGGGUAGAUGGAAAACCACUGACCACUGAAUACUGGAUGGCGGGAGAGCCUAAUAACGUGAAAGAAGAAGACUGUGUGGAGAUCUUAGGACCUCCGAAAAAUGAUGAGAAGAACUGGAAUGACCGUUCAUGUGAUUAUAAACGAAAGUAUGUCUGUGAAAAAUAA